UCUUGUCGGAGAAUCUUAUUUCGUAGCUUGAGUGCCAUAACAUUAUUGCAUAUAAACCAUACGCUACAAUAAAAAUGAGACAUUCUUUGUUAAUCGUGCUAAUUCUAUCAAUGGCAAUUGUGAGUUUUGGAAUCAAAGUGAAUGUUAUACAUCAAUGGAAAUACAUUGAUUAUGAAUGGGAAAGUCAGGAACAGAAGGAAGACGCGAUAAAUUCUGGCACUUACAAUCCUUACAAAAACUUUUUAAACGGUGUAGACAGAGCGAACGAUGGUAGAGUAUUUGUUACUGUUUCGAAAUAUUUGAACACUGGUGUACCUGCUACUUUGGCGACAGUAACUAAUAAGACAGGACCAGGAGGUCCUCUUUUACGUCCAUAUCCAGAUUGGAGUUGGCAUAAUAAUAGCAGUAUGUGCGAUGGUAUUAUAAACGUUUAUAAACUGCAUAUUCGAUGCAAUCAUAUCUUUGUUCUGGAUAACGGCCAAAUCGGGUCCUGUCAAAUUUGUAAACCAAAACUAUUGAUCUUUAAUUUAAAAAAUGAUACGCUGGUUAAAACUAUUUACAUCCCAUUCACUAUUGUUGCUAAUCAAACGGACUAUGGAUUAUUGGUAAAGCCUGUCGUUUAUGUUCCCGGAAAAUGUGAACGAUUACUGGAUGAAAUGAUUAUAUUUAUGGCUGACACAGGAGGUUACGGUUUAGUAGUGUAUGAUUCAUCUACAGAACGUAUGUGCAGAGUCGAAUCUGAUUACAUGAAACCGACUGAUAUCUAUUUCUCUAUAGCACACACAAAUUUUACUUAUGUGGGCGGUAUUUACUCUAUGACAAUUCUUGAAGAACAACUCUUUUAUGCUCCUGUAUCAGGAAAAGAAAUAUAUAAGAUAAAAAUAAAAACACUAUUAAAAUGUCCAAAUAAAAAAGAAGCUAAUAAACAAACUCAACUCGUUCAAAAAUUAUCGAGUCAAACAGUCGACAUUACGUCAGCAAAAUAUUCAAUAUUUUAUAGCGAUACUAUGGGACUGUCCAUUUUGGGCACAAACGUUUGUAAGAAAUCUGGUGAAAACACGGUGUUACUUGCUCAAGAUAAAGAAAAAUUUCAAUCUGUAAGUUCGAUGACAGCUUCAAGCUAUUGGGAUAAGCUAAUAUGCAUGUCAGAUAGAUUUCAACGUUUAUAUACACUAAAUUUAAAAGAAAUAAACUUUCGCCAUUUUGAAAUGGAAUUAUCAGAAAUACUAAAAGAGAUGGAUCAAAGUGAAUAAAUUACUACAUUAAAACUAUGGAAAACUACGGUUCUUUUCUAAACAGCAAAAGCUAUGCAGAUCUAUGUUAUUAAUAAAAAACGAAAUUAUAUCUUUUUCUUACUUCAUACAUCUACAGGCCCGGCGUAUGGAAUUGUGAACUACACUUAAAAUUUAACUUAAUAGAAAUCCACACCAAAGAAAUAAAAAAAUUAGUUCAAAAAUCAAAUAUGCAAAAGUGACUAAAUAACUUGGCUGUAGGAGACACUGGUCAAAAGUAACGCGGAUGCGUUGUAAGACAUACAUAAAAAGCGUCAUAAAUAAAAGCGUAAGGAAAAGAUUAGAAGUGUGUGAUUAUUUAGAAUAUAGUAGUGUAUAAUUAUGUUACGAGUCCCGUCUUCUCUACUACAUAUCCAUAAGGAUACAGCGAAGGACAUAGACAAUAACUUGAAAUGAGUAAAUUCAUUAACAGAAAUCAACGGAGUGCGGUAAAUUUUGCAAUUGUAAAUGACAUUAAGAUUAAAAACAAACAAAUAAAAGAAAUCAUCAC
Messenger RNA from Cyphomyrmex costatus, 1782 nucleotides. Its product is annotated as major royal jelly protein 5. The transcript has 6 exons. Gene Ontology annotation, cellular component: extracellular region. Lineage: Eukaryota; Metazoa; Arthropoda; Insecta; Hymenoptera; Formicidae. The record is from RefSeq and is a predicted model, not a curated record. Bases 75 to 1253 code for a protein of 392 amino acids.